This is a messenger RNA of Heterobilharzia americana, 817 nucleotides long. The record is from the annotation of a GenBank genome assembly. NCBI's taxonomy places the organism in Eukaryota, Metazoa, Platyhelminthes, Trematoda, Strigeidida, Schistosomatidae.
GGUUAGCUCUCAUUGUACAGGCCAUGCUUCUAAAAUGCUAUAUUAUCACAGAAUUUCUGAUUUUAUGGAGGAUUCGCCUUAUCAUGAGUAUGGUGAACCUGCCACCUUUUAAUCCAGCUGGAUGCGAUUAUAUUGGAAGUGGGAAAACCUAUUCUUAUGCCAUAUACAGUUCAGUUUCGCUUACACAUCAAAAUGCUAUCACACGUUGCAGAAUGAAGCAUCCCAAUGGUGAAUUGGUUAAGCAGUUGAGUGGAAAUGAAGAUUUUGACAAAAUUGUCUCUGUAUUACUUUAUGUUGGCUACAUUAAUUUGAAUAUUGAAUUCUGGGUUGGAGAUGAUAAUCGUUUGAAGGUUGGUGAUGAAAAUUAUACUUCCAGGGAUGGUAGUUUGGCGCCAAUAAUAAGACUUGUCGCACAUUUGAACGCAACAUCUCCAACAGUAAUUGAAAUGAAGGAUAAAACUGAACAACAUGGAUUUAUUUGCUCUUUUCCAAAUUCUUUGAAAAGUAUCUGUCCUAAAGGUUUCAAACCUGUUAGGUAAUUUUUCUAUAGAAAUGAAUGCUUUGCAUGAAAGCUGACGAUUUUGUAACACUAGGACCUUACUGAUGCUUGGAAAUAAUAUAAGUGAAUGAACAACACUUUUUUGUUGGGAAAGAAAUUCAUCAGAGAAAAAAUUAUUCUUCCAAAAUGCAUUAUCAAAGGGAUUGUGGGAAAUGGAAUUUUGGUAAAAGAAACAAUGAGUGAAGAAGAUAAAUAUUUGUACAGACUAUGAGUAAUGAUUUAGUUUGGUAGUGAUAUAGAUAAUAACAAGCAGUGGGG